GACGGACGCCAUCAUGAAGCCGUAUAUCGACUAAUCUAUGAUAUCGGCGUCCUUUGUAAUUUUGCGGGCUUCGGUCGACUUGUGUCAAGUUGCUCGUUUUAUUGAAUUAUAGCUAGUUUCAGCUUAAAAUUGCAAAAAUGAAUGAUUCUGCUGAAGAGAAAGAUCGCUCCCGUGACAGAUCCCGCAGGAAUGAUCGGGAAAGGGGUAACCGUAAUAAUGAUAAUAGUAGGGAUCGCAGCGUUGAUAGAGGCAGGGAUCGAGGAAACAAAGGAGCAGGUCACAGGGUGUAUGUAUCUAAUAUUCCUUAUGAGUUUCGUUGGCAGGAUCUCAAAGAUUUAUUUAGAGUCGAAGUUGGCGAUGUACAAUUUGUUGAAUUAUUCGUUGACGAGAAAGAUAAAUCGAAGGGUUGUGGAAUUGUUGAGUUUGCUGAUAGUAGCUGUGUUAAGAAAUGUCUCGAAGUGAUGCAGCGAUUCGAAGUAAAGGGUCGUAAGUUGGUCAUUAAAGAGGAUUCUGGAAACGUCAGGGAUAAACAUGGAAAUAGUGUGAAACGUGGAUCUGGAGGUGGUAACAGAGACGAGGGAAGGUUCCACAGAGAAGAACGUUUAAAUUCUCACUCUUCUUCCUUUGGUAGUAGAUCGGCUACCAAUGAUACCUAUGGCUUGAGUCCGAGCUUUUUAGAAUCUCUGCGAAUUGAUCUUCCCCUUUGUAAUAGGGUGUUUGUGGCCAAUUUGGAAUACAAUGUCGACAAGAAGAAGCUGAAAGAAGUAUUCAGACUGGCAGGAAGGAUCCAAAAAGUGGAAUUGCACACCGACAAGGAUGGCAGAAGUAGAGGAUUCGCCGUCGUGGAAUACGACCAUCCGGUGGAAGCUGUCCAGGCCAUAUCGAUGUUGAACAAUCAAUUUUUGUACGAGAGGCAGAUGACAGUGCGAAUGGAUCGUGUAAACGACGGUACCAAACUACCCGAAGGGCUGAAAGGUAUCGGAAUGGGUCUUGGCAGUAACGGAGAACCCCUCAGGGAGGUGUCCCGUAACUUGCCAUCUUCGAACUCCCAGCAAUCCAACACCGGUUUGGGUUCCGGGAUCCUCGGAGCAGUACCCAACUCUGCUCUGCAAGUCGCUAACGCCUUAACCGGUUUGAACAACAUCAACCCCGCCGUGUUAUCGAACUUGGGGAGCAGCGGUAUGCUUCAGGCCGCCAACUUGGCAGGGGGGCUGUCCGGGAACCUUCUGGGUAGCGCUUUAGGUGGUGGGGAUCUAUCUCUGGCCAAUAGCCUGGUAUCGAACCCACUGGUACAAACGCCCAGUCAGUUGGCUGCCCUGACGAACAUGAACAGCUCCUCUGCCACAAGUUUGGGGUCGUUUGGACGAUCUGAUGCGGCGUUUGGUAGUGGAGGUAAUAUGGGCAACAGUAGGGCUUUCUCGUCCCAGUACGAUUCGGGGAAUAAGAAUUCAGGUUACGGAGGGUACGGUAAUGACAGGGACCACUCUUCUGCCUAUAAUAAACUCUCUGAUAAUUCCAACCUUAGGGGUGCUGUGAACGUGCCAAAGUCAACCAGUGGUUUCUCGAGGAAAAUAGUUGUAUCCAAUUUACCAACAAGCGCGAGCUACAAAAUGCUGCACGAUAAAUUCUCUGAAUUUGGAGAAGUUCAACAUUUUGAAGAAAAAAGUGCAGGAACUAUGCUUGUAAUGUAUGCCAAUGAGUGGCAAGCUGAGAGAGCUAUAAAAAAUUUAGACAGGGCAAGGAUAGAUGGAAGGACCAUUGAUGCCAGUUUUUACAUUUGAAGAUUUCAUUGAUGGAGUUCGACAAUUUCUUGUGUUAGAAUGUUGGUAUUUUUCUUUUUUAAAAUUGUGUUAAUAUUCUUGAUUUUCUACUAUUGCAGUGGAUGUAGUAAAAAUGGAAAAAAGUGUAAAUGUCAUAUGAAUGUUUAUUUCAUUCAUGAAUGGUUAUUAUUUUUUAGUUUUAAUCUGCAGAUUGUUUGGACAUUUUGUAAAAUAAAAGAUGAAUAAUUA
This is a messenger RNA of Harmonia axyridis, 2009 nucleotides long. Its product is annotated as heterogeneous nuclear ribonucleoprotein M-like. The coding region runs from base 138 to 1781 and encodes 547 amino acids. Gene Ontology annotation, cellular component: nucleus; cytoplasm. Gene Ontology annotation, molecular function: mRNA binding. The transcript is spliced from 5 exons. NCBI's taxonomy places the organism in Eukaryota, Metazoa, Arthropoda, Insecta, Coleoptera, Coccinellidae. The record is from RefSeq and is a predicted model, not a curated record.